Molecule: messenger RNA, 4160 nt
Organism: Columba livia (rock pigeon)
Lineage: Eukaryota; Metazoa; Chordata; Aves; Columbiformes; Columbidae
Gene: DDIAS
Product: DNA damage induced apoptosis suppressor
Exons: 5
Coding region: 970-3909 (979 amino acids)
Biological process (GO): negative regulation of intrinsic apoptotic signaling pathway in response to DNA damage
Cellular component (GO): nucleus; cytoplasm
Source: RefSeq, a predicted model, not a curated record
CGCACUUCCGUUUUCCGGCUUCUCCUCAGAGCCAGGGCGGGAGCGGGGCAGCCGGGGCUACGUCCGCGAUAACCGGCCCUCGGCGCUUCUCUUCUGUGCGGGCCUGAGAGCACCGAGGGGAGGUGACGCCGCCGGCUGUCCGUUCCCUUGCCCGAGUGACAGCGCUUCAGCGCGGCCUUUGGGGCCGGGAGACGGAGGCUGUUUAGUCACGGAGCGCUAAAACCGGUAAGAACGGUGAUACCUCGGGUUUUCUGGGUGUUGAGCAAAGCUUAAAGCGCCCAGGCCGAGUGACGGGGGUGGGGGGAAGCCCUGUGGGGUCUGUUUUCAAUUACUUUAUUUUUAAACUUCUGUGAUAUGCUGUUUUAUUUCUAUUUUACUUAAAAUUCUAAAGAUCUUUGUUGUUAUUCAGGACAUAGAAAUAUAUAGUAACACAGAAUUCCAAAACCAAAUUGAAACUUAUCUUGUUUAAAAUUCUUUCAACUAUAAAAUUCAAGUACGCCACUAAGAAAUCAGUGAAUUUACAGGCGGUUCCCCCAGGUAUAUUCAGCAUCGGUGAGUACAAAAUCCAACUUCUGGAAGAGUAAUUUAACUGCUAUUAUAACAUAUUUAAUUUGCAACUACCACAAUUGUUGAAAGCAAUGUUGGGGAUGGCCCUCUCAGAUUAUGUUAAGUAAUGUACAAUUAUCCUUAUAGAUAAUAUCCAUAUAGCCCGCGGCCUCGGGGCUGCGCUGGGAGGAGGCGGCUGGUUCAGGGGUGGAAAUUGUGGUGUGAGAGCUGUUAACGACUCUUCCUGAGUGUUUUGUGUUUUCUGUUUUUCCUCAGGGAGGGUUUGGGGCAGCGGGCUCGCUAGAGGGCACCAGGCACCCAUGGAAGCAGCGGCGGGACCUCGGGGCUGUUGGAAGGCGCCGCUGCUGGUGGGGAGCAGCUGGAACGCCCUGUGGUUCCCGCGCUGGGUGAUGCUGUGAGCACAUGAAUAGUGUGAGAGGACUCUUGGCUGCCUCUGUAAUUUCCAUCCAGAACUCCUGCUUCAUCUAUCCUGCCUGUCAAAAAUGCUUUUCUCGGCUGAUACUGGAUUCCAGGAGGUUUAAGUGUCUAAAAUGCGGCUGCACAGGUGAAGCUAAAGAUGCAAGCUACAGAUAUAGAUUGUCUCUAAAGAUUGCUGACACCAAUGAUUUGUUUGACAUUGUCGUGUUUGGAAGUUGCUUAGAUCCGUUCUUUGGGGUCACCGCAGAAAAUCUGCAGAGGUGUAUUCAAGACUUCAAUCAGCAGUCAGGAGAAACAAACACAGAAGUAUCUCCAGGAGCAUUAGUUCAAGCAGUGGAAGCCUGUUUCAUUGGGAAAAGAUUUAUAUUUGGACUGAAGGGUUGUGCAAGGGAAGAUGGAGGGCGUUCUGCUGCCAGCAGCAUCUUGCAAAACUGUUCCAGAAUUAAUAGAAGUGCGAAAAACCUUACAGCUUGCCAGAUCUUCCUGCCAAACACUGCUGUUGCUGGCUUUACUGUUAUCAGCUACUUCCAUCGGCUCCUGCAGUCGGCAAAAUUCAGGAGCUGUAAUAACAGCUCAUACUCACCUGAUGCAUCUUCAGCUCCAAUAGAUGAACCUGUCAGUGAGCUCAGCAGCUUGUCCAGCCUGAGCAGAAACUCCUGUUCUGUGAAGUCGAGUGGCAGAGAAAGUUUUUUAGGCUCCUGGCAGCGAUCCUUCAGCCUGACUUCAUCUGUUGCUUGGGUAACAGCAGAAGACUUUCCCACUCUGGAAGUGGGAAAGCUGGUGAGUGAACAGCAUGAACAAGAGGGGAGGCCUCUCGCUUCAGAACCGCGCAGUGUAAGCCCCAACAAUCGAACUCUUUGGGAUUUGCAGUUUUGCAGCUCUUCUGCGAAGGAAGGGAAUAAAGAGGAGGGUAAUGAAUUUAGUUCACAGCCUGGAUGGCCUGACAGUAUCUCUGUAACUGAUAAAUUAGAGAGAAUCUCUUCUGCAAAACCUGAGUGUUCACAUGGAAACAGUUCCAGGUUGUUACAACAUCCCUUGGAAUUUGGGGUAAAAAGCAUUUACACAAAGACUAAUAGUGGAGAUUAUUCUUACCCAGAGAAAUCCCAUUACUCCCUUUUUCACAAGAGAGAUGCCUCAGCGUCUAAUCACGUAAAUGUAGCUGAAGUGUCUCAGACAGACUCUGUGCUUUGGGAUGAGCUCCCAUUCUCAGAAAGCCUAAAUGAAUUUUUAGCCAGAAUAGAAGAUGGCAAGAGCGUUGUAACCUCACCCAGCCUUGAUGCAGGCAAACGUGUUCCUCGUGAAAGUAGCAAGCUGGGUGUAAAUCUUAACAAAUUAGAUCCCAGGCAGACCCUAGUAGCUGAUGAUUUGCCUGAAGCAAGUGUCUCAGGGGAGUUCUUGCCACCAGCAAGGAAUGAUAGUUGGGAGAACGUAUCGUUUGCUUGUCUUUGGUCGAAAACAAAUCCUCCAAGUGAUGAGGUGUCAGAGUAUGAGUUUUCCUGUAGUGUUUUGUCUUCAGCUGCCAAGGAAUGUGGGGCAACUUGUGUUAGACCUAACCCUCAUCUACCUGUUCUGUCACGGUCCUUGCAACUUACAUCAGAGCCUUUGGUUUCUGAGAGCAGAUGUGUGCAGCCCAAAGCAGCAAAUAUUGACAUUUCAAAGUCAGCUUGGUCUUUUCUUAGUCUGCAGCGUGCUGAUGAACAUGGAGAAGCCUCUUGUUUAGAAAGGAGCAAGGCGGGUGUCUGUGUGCGUUCUGCACAGCGCAGUUGUUCAGUUGGUGGUGAAAAUAAAGAGAAUUCUUUUUCUACACCAAACCAAAGAACAGAUCUUACACUCACAGGGGCGUGGGACUCUGAUCCAGCAGCUCCCAACAAUACAAGAAGGAUAUGUAAAAGAGAAUUAAAACUAUUGACAGACUUGUCAGAAAAUACCUUUGGAAGUGUGAAUAGGAGAGAGAUGUUGUGGAACAACAGCUUCCCUGAAGGCAGCUACAAUGCUUCCGCUGAUCUCUUUGAUCCAAGUGCAAGACAGGUAGCAAAACCUGUAGAAUUCUUAAAUAAAUCAUGUGAUUCUUUAAUGCAGGAAGAUGCUUUGACAGAAAAGGUCACAGCUCCCGAAUUGGUGCUUUAUCCUGGAGAUGUUCCCUGUACCCGUUCAAAACGGAGCUCAUACCUACAUCGGUCCCCUCCUGCUUUUUGUAAGCACAGUACACCAGUAACUUACUCCUUUUGCGAUUCAGAAUGCAGUUCAGUUAGUGCUCAAGACUUUGUUCCUUAUUCACAGUCAACUCCUAUGACAAAACCCCUCUGCAAACUGUGGCCUGUUGGGGACAGAAGCUCUUUUGUCACUGUCUUCACCCCUAAAAAUCCCACUAAAAUCCAUUCCAAAUGCAAGCGAUCCAGGUCUUCCUUUCAAAACACACUCUUGCAGCAGCUUACUGGCAGGUUAGUGAAACGUGAAAGGCCAAGUAACAGGGAAAACAAAGAAAUUAAUAGCUCUGUUUCACAGCGGUUCCUUUACAACUCUGAGGAGUGGGUCACUCCAUCUGCAAACAAAAGGUUGAAGCCGGCUGCAUCUUUAACCUUAAAAACAGGUAGCUGGGCUGCUGACUUGCCAUCGACCUGUGGGCAUACUGGCGGGAACCCUGUGUCUGAAAGCAAAGAGACCAGUGAAAAUGCUGUUUGCUCCAAAAAUGAGAGAUUCAACCUUGGGAAGGCAGCCAGGGCAUCAACAGCUCCUGUGUCUGCAGGUGUCACCGAGGCCUGGUGUUUAAACGAUACGGUCCUAGGAACUUGUUCCCCUUCAGAAGGCAAGAAUUGCCUCUCCAGUGCAAAUUCUUCACGGGGAAUAUUGGAAGGGGCAACUGGCUGGUCUCCUGAGUUGUUCUUCCGAGCACAGAGCCCUUUUUCCAAUAAACCGAAGUGCUAAAAAGAAAUAUAUUUCUGUGCUAUGUUCUGUUUCAUUAUUAUUAAGAUGUUUGAGAAGGAGACAGUUGAAGAAAAGAGCUAUUUAAAAACAAUUAAAUUCUUUAUGUACUUACCAGCAUAUGUCUUCCUAAGAUGAGUUGUGUUUAUUGGCAGAGCUUUGUACCACAGAGAUGAGAAAAAACAGAAUUUGCAGUUACUUUAUUUUAUCGUAAAUUAACUUGAGAAUGUGCAAUAAAAACUUUUGUAAAUGUG